Puntigrus tetrazona (Sumatra barb) is the source of this 3104-nucleotide messenger RNA. It is a transcript of the gene cfap184, whose product is annotated as coiled-coil domain containing 96. Gene Ontology annotation, cellular component: ciliary basal body; axoneme. Lineage: Eukaryota; Metazoa; Chordata; Actinopteri; Cypriniformes; Cyprinidae. The record is from RefSeq and is a predicted model, not a curated record. The coding region runs from base 9 to 1454 and encodes 481 amino acids. The transcript is spliced from 2 exons. Gene Ontology annotation, biological process: cilium assembly.
CAAAUAAAAUGGAAGAGGAGUCAUUAGAGCUAAAGCAUGAAGGAAGUCCUGUUUUAGAAAAUAACACACUGGUGGAAAACACUGAAACAUUUGAGGAUCAGACAGAGACAUCAAGUGCUCAGGUUAGGGAGGAAGAAACUGAACCACCUAACAUCUCAGAUGCUGUUGAGGAUGAUGUUGUCCAGCAGGCUUUACAGCUGAUGGAAGAUAUGUCUGUUGCACCACAGAUAUCUGAAACCAAUGUUGGGCAAUAUAUGAUAACAGAAGAGGAGGAUGGAAUAGAUCCCUUUUUAAAUGAGACCUUGGAGGACACUGGGGGUCCAGAAAUAGAAAAUUUCAUUGAAGACCUUCUAUCUCGUGAGUACACUGAGGAGGAAGAAGAGGAAGAGGAUAGACGUCCAGCUCCUGACCCAGAGAGUGAGAGGACCAGCCCUCUUAAUGAAUUAACAGUGCCUGCAGAAGAAGAGGAGACCGACCUCAACAUCAACACUAGAGAAUAUACGGCUUUGCUAUCUGAACUACAGGCUGAGAGUGAAACACUCGGCAAGCUAAAUGGUCAUCUACAGACCAAAAUAGCAGAAUACCUCAGUAGGAAAGCAGGUGAUAAAAAUCCCAGACUGGAUGAAGAUAUCUCAGACCAGGAGCGGUACCAAAAAUACUUGGCUCUCAUGGAGGAGCUAAAAGUGCAGCACCACCGUGUCUCAGAGCUCCACCAACAGAGGACUGAGGAGCUCCGCCAGCAGAGCUUAGAGAAACUGAAGCAGGUGGAGCACGAGCUGAGAUCCCUAGCUGCACUGAAAUAUGAAGCUGCCAUGACAGCACUGACUGGUAAGGUGGGCAAACAGGCAUCACUGGCAAAGGUGGAGAAACUACAGGCAGACGAACUGAAGCAGGAAGACAAGCUGGCGUCGGUGCGUCUCAACAAUAUCAAGCUCAAAAACCAAAUAAGUCAACUUGAGACAGAACUUAAAUCCAAGCGUGAGCUUGCUGAAGGCUUGCUGCUGAUGGACUUUGAGCAGCUCAAAACAGAGAACCAGACAUUUAAAGACAAGCUGAAGGAGCGCAGCGAGGAGCUACUGAGGCUGAAAAGGAAGGUUGCCUGCUCUGUGCAGGGCAUUUCACACGUGAAAGAGAAGCUGAACUUCAUGCAGAUGGAGAAUAAGGUCAAACACUCUGAACUGGUGAAGACAGACGCAUUGGUGGCUCUUAAACGUGAAGUGCUAACACGUACUCGACAGGCUCGUGACGGCCUACGUUCAGACAACCUUAAGCUGCAGCAGCGCUGUGGCCUGCUGGGAAACACCACACUGCUGCAGGACUUUGAGGAGAAGGUAGACACCUCCGAAUGCCUGGAGCAGAGACUAGAGAUGUUGAAGAGACGUCACGCUGAGCUCACGCUGAAGUGUGCUGGAGUCAAGCAGAAGAUUGAGCAAAGCAAACCAGAGGGCCAGUGACAACACAGGUGUACACAAAUGUACAAUGCAUGUGCUUUCUCUCUGCAAUUCAUUAUUUAUCUGUUCAAUUUUAUUAAUUAUCUGUUCAAUCUUAAUAAUUAACAUAGUGUAAUUUGAUAAAGCAUACCAUGCAUGUAGCAGGAUAUGACUUCUCACAGGAAAUGUAGCUGGGUCGUGGUCAAAUGUCCAACCACAAAUAUCAUCUAUUGACCCGUAUGUAUGUAUUAUUAAAAAACGAAACCCCCAACCAAUUCUGCAAUAAUGUUCUGCUCUUUUAAUUUGCUAUUGAGUUGAAAAUGCUCAUGUUUGUAGAGAAAACAAAGACUUGGGUCUAUGUGACUUAUUUAUUAUGUUUUAAUAAUCUGUUAUGGUUUUUACUUGUUUGAAACAUGAAGCACAUUAGGGUUUUUCACACUGCUUAACACCACUUUUAAGCGGGGGUAAAGAAAUGUUUCACACCUGUCAUUUAAAAGCAGUGUUAGCAGUGCUUUUUAACCAUGCUCUGGAGCAAAUGCAGCGCUAAGUUUGCUCAGUGUGAAAUGGAGCAGUGUUUACUUGUUGCUGCUAGAUGUUUGGUAACAGGCAGACACUCAUUGAGCAUCGACGAUCAUAUCACAUCACAGAAAUGUUAAAAGACAGAAAGCGUGUGAACUGGAGUGAUGAUGAAAUUAAAUUGCUUACAUAAUUCCCCGAAACAUUAUUUUCUUUGUAUAUUUUUUUUUUGAUUAUCCAACAAAUUGUACUACCGCUGCUGGCCAAAUUGGUUACCUAAACAAAAUACAGUGACCGUCUGAUGGUCUAAAGCUUUGUUCACACUGACCGUGUUUACACUAAAACUGACUGAAUCUUUAGACUGUUGGUUUGUAACAAGCGGUUCUGUUGUGCUGUCGUAUAGACCUGUAGACCUGUGAUACAGCUGAUCAGCUUCGGUGGUCCCAUAGUCAUUUGUAUUGCCAUUGGACAUAAAGGAUGUCAAGUCGGGGGACAUUUUGACAUCUUCUUUGAACGGUCCAUAACUGAAGCCUUCGUAUUGUAAGAGAUGGUGAUCGUUUGAUGUCAUGGCCCUCUUCACCCAGCUCAACUGAGGAUCCACGCAAAAAAUUAUGACCCUUCUUUGUAGUAAAACUGUUACAAUGAAAAGAUUACACCAGAAAUCUUACAAACAUUGGCUAUACAUUUUAAUGAAUUCCAAUAACCUGUUUAUGGUGACAAAUUACACAUCAUUUGUAUCUGUCUUUAACAGACCAAAGAAUCUAAAAGAAAACAGACAAUGGUAAAACUCACAUGACUCCAGGUUGGGAGCAUCCGACUGUAUGUACAUAUGACUCAAUUCUAGAGAUAGGUAUUUGUCUCCCAUAAUAAUUAAAACAGCAUUGGCCAUAUGGUUGAGAACUGUGGGGAAAAAAUCAUUUAAUGAGCCUAUUAUUACAAUUAAAUAUGUAAUAUUGUUUAUAUUGAGCUUAAACAUAUCAUUAGAUGCUGAAUUUUCUGACACUGAUCAUGUAUGACUUUUACAACACACAAAGGGUUGUUGAAAUAUGUUAAUUAAUUACAUUAUUUAGUAAAUAAAUAAUAUUUAAUGACAGUCCUUCACACAAGACUGGAGGAAUGUGACUGCUGUAAGUCAAGUAAAAAAAUAAACACAAUAAU